AAUGCUGAGCGCGCGCGAGAACAAUAAUAAGAUCGUGUUUGCGGUCGCUGCCCGAGGAGGAAUUCGGAGGAGGCGCGAGGCCCGGAGCUCGCACGGAACCCAGAAGCUCGGCGGGGAGGCGGCGGCUGCCUGAGGCUGGCGACGCGGCUCCUGUGAGCAGCGCGCGGCGGCGGCGGGACUCGGCGCGGCCGGACGCGGGCUCCCCUCCCCCGCAGCCGGGCGGGGAUCUGCGGGAGCCCCCCGCCCACCGCUCGCCUCGGCCGCUGCCUCGCCGCUCUCCCUCGUCGGAGCGGCCGCUCGAGCGCCCGGCUCGAGGCCCGCGGGGAGCGCGGCGCGGUUCCGUCGUCCCGCGGAGGGGCGGCCUCCCGGGCAUCUUCGCGGCGGCCAAGGACCGGCGAGCAGGGGAACGACCGGGAUGGCGCGUCCGCGGCCCCGCGAGUACAAAGCGGGAGACCUGGUCUUCGCCAAGAUGAAGGGCUACCCGCACUGGCCCGCCCGGAUUGAUGAACUCCCAGAGGGAGCUGUGAAGCCUCCAGCAAACAAGUACCCUAUCUUCUUUUUUGGUACCCAUGAAACUGCAUUUCUAGGUCCUAAAGACCUUUUCCCAUAUAAGGAAUACAAAGACAAGUUUGGAAAGUCAAACAAACGGAAAGGAUUUAAUGAAGGAUUAUGGGAAAUUGAAAAUAAUCCAGGAGUGAAAUUUACUGGGUACCAGACAAUUCAGCAACAGAGCUCUUCAGAAACUGAGGGAGAAGGUGGAAAUACUGCAGACGCAAGCAGUGAGGAAGAAGGCGAUAGAGUAGAAGAUGGCAAAGGCAAAAGAAAGAAUGAAAAAGGAGGCUCAAAACGGAAAAAGUCCUACACGUCAAAGAAGUCUUCUAAACAGUCCCGGAAAUCUCCAGGAGACGAAGAUGAUAAAGACUGCAAAGAAGAGGAGAACAAGAGCAGCUCUGAGGGUGGAGAUGCUGGCAAUGACACAAGAAACACGACGUCAGACUUGCAGAAAGCUGGUGAAGGGACCUAACUACCGUAAUGAAUGCUGCAUAUUGAGAGAAACCACAAGAAGGUUAACUGUUUGAUUGUCUAAUUCUUGGAUUUGAUAUGAACCAACAGUCUUUGUUGUCAUUGACAGAGCCCCAGUAUGUGUGUGCAUUAGUCACAUUCCUCUCUGUUCUGUUGAAGGAAAAAGAGACAUUUUAACCUUUUUAAGGUUAUUGACUUUAUUUUAUGUUAUUUGGUUGCAUGAAGUUGCUCUUAAUCACUAAGAAUGAUGAUUUUGCAGACUUCUGUGUCUAGGCUCCUUUUUCAAGGCAGUCCAAGUCAUCAGCUUCCUGCCUCUUUCCCACCAUCAUCAGAUACUCAGCUAAAUAGUAAUUUGUAUUGUUAGGUGACUGCUCAGCUUAAUACUUCAGGAUGGGAUUUUCUUUAUAGCAGAACCCAAGAACCAACUCCUAGAUACAUACUGUUGGUGUAUUGGAGAUGAAGUUAGAGUCAUCUUUCAGUUUUAAGGCCAUGUGUAAAGUUUUACCAUAUGUACAAUACCUAUUCUGUAUUAGAAAUAGCUAGUUGAAACUUAUUACUUCUCAAAACUCAUGUUCCUGUGUCCACAAACUGAGUUUAUAUGUGAACUUGGUGAGUCUUUUUAUGUCAUACCAAAAUAAAGCAAGGAUUUUUUUUUCCCAAAGCCAAUAUGAUUUGAGCUAAUCACUCAAGAUGGUCACUUUACACUGAAAGCUGAACUCGGCAGGAGCACUAUGGGAAACAAAGCAUCAACUCUUGAAUUCAGAGUUUAAAAUAGACUUUUCUUUUAGAACUAGAAUUAGGGUAGUUAACGUUCAUCUGCCAACCAUUAUUACGUGUGCAUUGUUGUCCCUCUUGUGAUAAUAGAGUCUUAUUUAUUUUUAUGCCAGCUUAUACUGUGAGAACACAUUAGUCAGUUUGGGUUUCAUCAACCCUGCUAUGCUUGUCCUUGGAAGAUCUUUUGUGUAUGUUUGAGGUUUGUAGCUGAAAAGUUUACUGUAAAAAAAAAAAAAUCAAAAACAAAAAAAUGUAUUGUUUUUACAGAAUAAAUUUAUUGGAAUGUGUACUGGGAGUAAGGUUUAAGGUUAUAAACAGCUGAGUUAAUGUUAUUUGGCUUCAUAUGUGUAAUGUGAAGUAUUAAUGUGUUUCCUGUAUUAUAGCAAAGAUUGACAGCAAAUUGACAUUAGAAUUAAGUGCAGGUGAAAAUUUUAUUUUUUCUAUCAUGUUUCUUUUUAAGUAUUCUGGAUGUUAGGUUAAGUGAAAGCCGUGCGGGGGCAGGAGCUGCAACAACAGGAGCUGUCUGCAGGUCUACGACAGCACAGCUCAGGGGACCCUGCAUUUACACACACGCAGCCUUCCGUGCAUCCCGUUUGCUUUUGGUGUUCUUACUUUGUUGAAGAACUAAUGAACGUGAAGAGAAAAUAGAAGAAGACCUGAAAGCCCAGUGUCGUUGUGACGAUGGCAGCGAUGCGGGGCUCUGGAUGCACUGGUCUACUCACCCCUCCCUUGAGGACAUCAGUGUCCUUCAGCCUUGCUCCUGUCCUUUAGCAAUCAGUGGUCCCUGUUGUACUCAUGCAGUUCCGCGUAUGGAAAAUUCAUUAAGAGACAGGCUGUUAAGUCAGGGUUUUUUCUUUAAAAGGUACUUUUUAAUUUUAAAUAUUUUAUUUUAAAAUAAUGAAAUUUGUCAAAAGAUCUCUUCAUUGUCAUGCAAAACAUGUGGAGAAAGUAGAUAGCAUUUUAAAUUGGAACGUAUAACAAAGGUUUUUGUUUGUUUGUUUGUUUGAGGCAGGGUUUCUCUGUGUAGCCCUGAUUAUCCUGGAACUCGCUCUGUAGACCAGGCUAGCCUGGAACUUGAAGAUCAGCCUGUCUCUGAAUCCCAAGUGGAAGGAUUAAAGGCAUGUGCUACCACUGCCUGGCACAGACUUCUUAAAUAAAAAGUUCAAAAUUUGUCAUGAAAAUGUAUAUGUAAAAUGCUUCAAAAUUAAUAAAGUUUAUCUUCAUAAACACCAAAAAUAAUUUUAUUGAAGGUAUACACAGAAACACAAGACAAAUAUUAUCAGCCAGCCACCAAUAAAACAAGUGUUCAUUAAGGCAACUAAUAAAGUUGAUUUGUGUCAUCUUAGCUAUUCAAAUUCACAAUAGAAGUUUUGACAGCAAUUUUUAAAACAGCAAUAAAUAAUACGCUUUCCUUGUGAAAACACUUGAAUCAAUUUAAAAA
Messenger RNA from Mus pahari (shrew mouse), 3238 nucleotides. RefSeq names its product HDGF like 3 (gene Hdgfl3). Gene Ontology annotation, biological process: regulation of transcription by RNA polymerase II. Gene Ontology annotation, molecular function: transcription coregulator activity; double-stranded DNA binding. The record is from RefSeq and is a predicted model, not a curated record. NCBI's taxonomy places the organism in Eukaryota, Metazoa, Chordata, Mammalia, Rodentia, Muridae. The coding region runs from base 416 to 1024 and encodes 202 amino acids. The transcript has 6 exons. Gene Ontology annotation, cellular component: nucleus.